Messenger RNA from Anguilla anguilla (European eel), 1803 nucleotides. RefSeq names its product piggyBac transposable element-derived protein 3-like. The transcript has a single exon. Lineage: Eukaryota; Metazoa; Chordata; Actinopteri; Anguilliformes; Anguillidae. The record is from RefSeq and is a predicted model, not a curated record. The coding region runs from base 1 to 1803 and encodes 600 amino acids.
AUGGACACCAAAUUUUUCUAUGGCAGAGGAAAGGGUAGCAAAGCUGUGGUCCCCCUUGAUCCAGAGGAGUCAGACAUAGAGGACAGUGAUGAGGACUUGGAUGACCCUGACUAUGUGCCAAGGCACACAGGUGACACAGUUGAAGAGUUACCAAUCCCUGAGCUUAGUGGCCCUGAUACACACUCAGACAGUGCCCCCAGGAGAAAGGUAGCCAAAAAUCAGCUUGUGCAGGUCGCAGAUCAGGAUUCUGUUACCCCCAAAAGUGCUGAGAAAAGAAAAUUGUGGAGAAAAGUGGAUAUCACUUCAGUCAAGUUUCCAGAGCCUAUACCCCCAGAAAUCAUUAAGGUUCAGACACCAUUAUUUUACUUUUCCAUGCUAUUUACUGAUGAAAUGGUGCACCACAUAUGUGAGCAGACAAACCUCUACUCAGCUCAACAGCUUGGAUUUCCCAUUAAAACAAAUCCAAAAGAGAUUCAAGAGUUUUUAGUCAUAUUGCUAUACACAGGUGUGUUCCCAUUCCCGUCCCUGGAGGAUUACUGGAAGCCAGAGAGCCGCUUUGCUCUGGUUGCCGACAUCAUGCCACUACGCAGGUUCCGGGCACUGCGCAGGUUUAUCCACUUUGCUGACAAUGCAGACUGUGGAAACACUAUCGACAGGUUCUAUAAAAUCAGGCCCAUUUUUGACAUGUUGAGAAGACAGUGUCUUCUCCUCCCAGCUGACCAAAAACAAAGUAUCGAUGAGGUCAUGGUUGCCUACAAAGGCACAAGAGCAGGAAAUCUCCGACAAUACAUUUCCAGCAAGCCAGAUAAGUGGGGAUUUAAACUAUUUUGCCGAGCUAGUUCCACUGGGAUUGUACAUGAUUUCAUUUUGUACCAGGGAAAGACAUCCUUUUUCAAUGUCCCACAGUCAGAAGCUGAGCAGUCCAUGCUCAUGGGGGAAAAAGUUGUGACCACACUCUGCAGAACAGUGGAGGAACCAGAGUCAACAGUUGUCUUUUGUGACAACUUUUUCACAAGCUUCAACCUUGUGCAACUUCUGGAGGCCACCACUGGGAUAAAGUGUUUGGGCACUGUGAGGAACAACCGGAUGUCAGGAGCAGAGAACCACCUGAAGAGUGACAAGCAGUUGUCAAAAGAAGGAAGGGGAGCAUUUGACUACUGCUGCUCAGGGGGAAUUGUUGCUGUAAAAUGGCGUGACAACAAAUGCGUCACUCUCCUCAGCAACGCAUGUGGGGUGGAGCCAGUUGGUGAGGUCACAAGGUACAGCAAGGAGGCAGGGAGGAAGAUACCAGUCUCCUGCCCUGCAAUAAUAAAGGCCUACAAUGAACAUAUGGGAGGUAUAGAUUUAUCUGACAUGCUUGUGCAUCUCUAUAAGACUCCCAUGAAAUCACGACGCUGGUACCUACCCCUAUUUGGCUACAUAUUGGAUGUGUCAGUCUCCAAUGCCUGGCUGCUGUACAAGCGAGACUGCCGCAUGCUGCAAGAGAAGCCCAUGCCACUCAAGAGAUUUAGAACAACUGUGGCCCGCACCCUGGAAGGCAUCCACAAAACCCCGGCCCGAGUUGGUAGACCACUCUCCUCCUCACCUCCACCAGAGAGACCACCACAGAAGCGCAAAAGGGAUGCUGCACCCGUUGAUGGUGUCCGCUAUGACAGUUUUGGCCACUGGCCAGCCUGUGGCCCACAGCGAGGGCGAUGCAAACUCUGCCCAAAGGGGGUGUCACGGUGGAAGUGUGCAAAGUGCGGAGUCUUCCUGUGUCUAAACAGCACACAGCAGUGCUUUGUCACGUAUCAUCUCAAAUGA